CCACCGCCACCGCCACCGCCGCGCGCUGGCGUGACUCCCGGCCCGCGCCGCGCCCUCCCGCGUCUGCAGCCGGCUCGGCUUCCUGCCCGCCCAGACGCUGCUUCUCCCGGUCUCCCGGUGUCGGCUCCGCGGAGGGAGAGGAGAUGAGUGCGGCGGCGCCGGCGCCCGAGCGGGGUUGGAAGAGCGAGAAAGUGGACGAGGCUCAGGCCCUGGCGCGGAGUUGCGCUGCCCGCAGACCCGACUUCCAGCCGUGCGACGGGCUCUCCAUCUGUGCCACGCACAGCCAUGGCAAGUGCUUCAAGCUGCACUGGUGCUGUCACCUAGGAUGGUGUCACUGCAAGUAUGUGUAUCAGCCUAUGACCCCCGUGGAGCAGCUUCCCAGCACUGAGAUUCCUGCGAAGCCUCGGGAACCCACAAACACCAUUCAGAUCUCAGUCUCACUCACCGAACACUUUAUGAAAUUUGCAUCUGUCUUCCAGCCUCCCCUGCCCCCUGAUUCUCCAAGGUACUGCAUGAUCUCAGACCUCUUUAUUGACAACUAUCAGGUUAAAUGUAUAAAUGGGAAGAUGUGUUAUGUGCAGAAGCAGCCAGCACCACAUUCCCACAAAAUGAGCCCUGAGGAGGUCUCUGCACACGAUGCCUUAAUUUCAAAAGAGAGCAAUACACCAAAAAUAGAUCACUGCUCUUCUCCCUCAAGUUCUGAGGACUCUGGGAUCAAUGCGAUCGGGGCUCACUAUGUGGAAUCAUGUGAUGAGGACACAGAAGAAGGGGCAGAACUGAGUUCAGAGGAAGAUUACAGUCCAGAGAGCAGCUGGGAGCCGGACGAGUGCACCCUCCUCUCCCCCUCGCAGUCUGACCUGGAAGUGAUUGAAACGAUAGAAACCACUGUGUGAGUGUCCAGGCAGGAAGCGUGUCCUUGAUCCACACGGAGCUUUUGUACUUCUGUCUGGUGGAUCCUUUUUCCAGUGCAGUUGGUAUUUCUACCCCUCUAACAACCAGAGCGACCAGUGGUCUGCUGAUUAGCUUCACCCUUAAAUUAGUCUUAUAACGAAGACAUUCUUUUUCUUAUAAAUGGUUUUCUUUUGUAUCUUCACUUACUUUCUAUGUAGCAUCUGGUGUCAUGAAUUGUGACCCAGCCUUAAUUUCACUGGGGACUUUGAAAGCGAUGAAGCAAUGAUCACAGAGUAUUGUGGAUCAGGUUGAGGAGCUACCCAGAGUGAACGAGACAGUAUUUUCUAAAUAGCCAGUUCUUCACACAAGAGCCCUUGGCACUCCUUUUGGCAUGCUGACAGGCACCCCGCCCCUGCCAGUCUCAUAUGGCAAUCAGCUCAUGUGAGGGGAAAGAGUGUGCACUGGAAGAUGCCAUUCUCUCCCUUUCCCCUUCUCACCACCUGCAUGGGUCCGGGCCAGUGUUGCCUCAGCUUACUUCUAGGAGGUUAGUGGAGGCCAGCUUGGCCCCUAGUUAUGGCCACUGUCUGCACAGCCCUUCAUGACCUGGGGCUGAGUUAGGCCUUCAUUUAAGAAGAGAUGACAUC
Messenger RNA from Ceratotherium simum simum (southern white rhinoceros), 1535 nucleotides. RefSeq names its product chromosome 15 C3orf70 homolog (gene C15H3orf70). The record is from RefSeq and is a predicted model, not a curated record. Gene Ontology annotation, biological process: nervous system development. Lineage: Eukaryota; Metazoa; Chordata; Mammalia; Perissodactyla; Rhinocerotidae.